UAGAAAUGACAAUAGAGGGCCAUAGGGAGCCCCCCCAGAAGCAAGAUUCAAAUAUCUUGCUUUCUUCCUUAAAACAAAAACAAAAACAAAACAAAACCGAAAGAAAAUAAAAAGAAAAGGCAAGAAGGAAGAAAAGAAAAAGACAGAAAGAGGAAUAGGAGGAGGCCGCAGCUCCUCGUUUUCAGCUUUGGCGAAGAUGGAUCCACGUUUCAUCUUUAAUCACGCCAGGCCCAGGCCCAUCUGUCUUGUUUACUCUGCCGAGGAGAGGACGGGCCUCGGUGUCGACCAUUACCUCGACACCCGCUAACAAAUGAGGCCCAGCUCGGCCGCCUCCGCCUCUGCUGCUGCCGCUGCUGGAAGACAGCCUGGAUUUCCUUUCUUUGUCCCCCACUCCGAUACCCAGCGAAAGCACCCCUGACUGCCAGAUAAUGCACUGUUUUGGCCACGGUAACAAACACACACACGCUCCCUCCUCCUCUGUGCCUGUUCACGGAGGGACACAAUGACUGCUCACCCACUUCCACCGUGGGGUUGGGGCUGGGGAAUAGAGGAAGGGAACAAGGAGGGGAUGGGGGUGGCCUUGACAACUCAGGACUGAGCAGGAAAAUUGAGUCCAAGGAAAAAAACAGAGACUCGCAGACCCGGGAGGUACUUCCUCUGAAAGGCCAAGCCAAGCCAUACCUGGCAGGGUGAGGGCCCAGUUGAGUUCUGGGAGCUGGACCUGACUCUGCCAGUCCAGAGUUGUACAGAAGAGGCCUCUCUCCUAGACUGAAAAGGAAUGUGAAACUAGGAAAUACAAUGUGCCCCUCCCAGUCUGGGAGGAGGAUGUUGCAGAGCCCUCUCCCAUAGUUUAUCAUGUUGCAUCGUUUAUUAUUAUUAUUGAUAAUAUUAUUAUUACUAUUUUUGUGUCAUGUUCGUCCUCUCUCCUCUUCUCUUUCUGACAUUCCAAAACCAGGCCCCUUCCUACCUCUGGGGCUGCUUGAGUCUAGAACCCUUCGUAUGUGUGAAUAUCUGUGUGCUGUACAGAGUGACAAUAGAAAUAAAUGUUUGGUUUCUUGUGACCAACACAGCGUGUUUUUGUUGAAACAUUGGUGUAAAGAUAUGGACAGAUGCCACCCGGUGUAUAUUUUAAGCACCCUAGUGGGUUCAGCCUCACAUUGUAUGUGGUUGAAGAUUUUUUUUCAAAGAGUCUGAUGGGAAUUUUUAUCUCAGAGGACUCCAAAUUGUGGUAGCUAAUUUGUUAUCCUUUUAGGGUGGGUGUGUUUUGUUUUGGGGCUUUUAAUUUUUUCCCUUCAGUCCAAAAAUGGAUUGAAAGGGCUGGGAGGGCUGAUUCCAGUCCCUAAUGGGGGAAAAUGUUUCAUUGUAGGACACAAGAGGCUUAAGUACGGCAAAGCCUUUCAUAUCGUGAUUUAUUUGUCAUAAGCAAAUAAAAUGCGGUUAAGCUGUCUCCUUCUAGACAGACGGCUCUUUGGUUAUUAAAGUUCCGAGAGAGGAUUCCAUGAGGCCGGCCUCUUUCCUCACAGCAUAAGAAGCAAAUCUCCUCAGACCGGCUGUUGGGGGAAAAAAGUGUUAGCCGUCUCUCCCGGAUCUGCGAGGGGGAAAAAAUUUGGAACCAUAAAGUUGAAAACUUUUUUCUCUCAGUUUGGAAGAAGCCCUUCGUCAUGAAUGGGAUCGGCGGAGUUCGGGCGAGAGGAGGCGAGAGGCGCAAAGGAGGGGAGAUUUCUCGCCUGCCGCUCGCGCUGGGGCUCGAUGUGAAUAUAUAUUAUGUCUGCCUGUUCUCCCCUCGUCGGUGGCUAAGGUCAGCCGUUUGGAACAAACCCCGGAGGAGGGGGUCACGGGGGGGGGGUCCGGCGUGUCACGUGACCCCCAGGGUUGCCAAUGUCCGGUCCUGAGGGUAUCAGGCCUUUGCAAGUUGCCACCCACUGCCCGGGCCUCACCCAGCGAUGCAGAAAGCCACCUACUACGACAACGCCGCGGCUGCUCUCUUCGGAGGCUACUCCUCGUACCCUGGGAGCAAUGGCUUCGGCUACGACGGCCCCCCCCAACCCCCAUUUCAGGCCGCCACACACCUGGAGGGCGACUACCAGCGCUCAGCGUGUUCACUGCAGUCCCUGGGCAAUGCUGCCGCACAUGCCAAGAGCAAGGAGCUCAACGGCAGCUGCAUGAGGCCCAGCCUGGCCCCCGAGCCCCUGCCCGCCCCGCCCGGCUCACCCCCGCCCAGCGCCGCACCUACCAGUGCCACUAGCAACAGCAGUAAUGGGGGUGGGCCCAGCAAAAGUGGUCCCCCCAAGUGCGGUCCCGGCACCAACUCCACCCUCACCAAACAGAUAUUCCCUUGGAUGAAAGAGUCGAGGCAAACGUCCAAGCUGAAAAACAGCUCCCCCGGCACAGCAGAGGGCUGUGGUGGCGGCGGCGGCGGUGGUGGCAGCAGCGGCGGCGGAGGCGGUGGCGGCGGCGGGGGCGGCAGCGGCGGCGGCGCUGGAGGGGACAAGAGCCCCCCGGGGUCGGCAGCGUCCAAGAGGGCGCGAACGGCGUACACGAGCGCGCAGCUGGUGGAGCUGGAGAAGGAGUUCCAUUUCAACCGCUACCUGUGCCGGCCUCGCCGUGUGGAGAUGGCCAACCUGCUGAACCUCAGCGAGCGGCAGAUCAAGAUCUGGUUCCAGAACCGGCGCAUGAAGUACAAGAAGGACCAGAAAGCCAAGGGGCUGGCCUCGUCGUCAGGGGGCCCCUCUCCCGCCGGCAGCCCCCCUCAGGCCAUGCAGUCCACGGCCGGCUUCAUGAACGCCUUACACUCCAUGACCCCCAGCUACGAGAGUCCGUCCCCGCCUGCCUUCGGCAAAGCCCACCAGAAUGCCUACGCGCUGCCCUCCAACUACCAGCCCCCUCUCAAAGGCUGUGGCGCCCCGCAGAAGUACCCCCCGACCCCGGCGCCCGAGUAUGAGCCGCACGUCCUCCAAGCCAACGGGGGCGCCUACGGGACGCCCACCAUGCAGGGCAGUCCGGUGUACGUGGGCGGGGGUGGCUACGCAGAUCCGCUGCCGCCCCCUGCCGGCCCCUCCCUCUAUGGCCUCAACCACCUUUCCCAUCACCCUUCCGGGAACCUGGACUACAACGGGGCGCCCCCUAUGGCCCCCAGCCAGCACCACGGACCCUGCGACCCACACCCCACCUACACAGACCUCUCCUCUCACCAUGCGCCUCCUCCUCAGGGUAGAAUCCAAGAAGCGCCCAAAUUAACACACCUGUGAUGGGAGAGGGCAGACCAGGGUUAGGGGAUGGGGAGGAAGAGGGAGACUGUGGAGCUCUGUGGGGGCAGCCUGGACGUCUGAAAGAGGGGCCAGGGAGGUGGUAGCCAGGCUUCCUGGGCAGAACCAGCCAAAAGCUCCUUCCCCUCCCCCGGCCUGAGAGGUUGCUUUUAAGUCCUCCACCCCUUGUUCCAUCUGCCUGCCAACCCAUCGGAAAGGAAUCCACAGCAGAUUGGAGAUGACCCCAUCAACCGCAGGGCUCCAGCACUACCAAGUUGGAAUUCCACGCCCGGGAGUGGGGCAGAGGAAGAUGAGAUAGGACGAGGCAGAGAAGCACAUUUUAAAAACUAGACAAGAUGGCUAGGCCAUCACCACCCAACGGACUUACCUUACAUCUUUGUAGGUAAUUCCCCCCAAAUCUUGAUUUUUUUUCCUCAAUUCUCCUUUAAAAAAAUAAGAAAACACACUUCAGAUCCAAAGGGCACAAAGCACGUUCCCUUUCAACUUCCCCCAAUCCUCAUAUUUGUUCCCGUUUAUUGAGGUACCUACCCCCUCCAUUUCCAGCCCCAGGUUUUUCUGCUCUAAGACAUUCAUAUCUAUACAUCCCACCCUCAUCAAUUACAGCUUUCAGAGGGCUCAGGGAUGGUGAGAAAUCCUGAAAGAGCUGCCUAUAUUAUAAAUUAUAUAUAUAUAUAUAUAUUUUUAAGGAAAAGUGUGGAGGCUAGGGCAGGCAGGUUGUUAGGACUGAAGCCUUGCCCAUUCUGCUGCCUCCAUCUCAGCUCCAGCUCCAUCCCCCUCUCUCCACAGAAAGCGGUUGGUGACACGAGGUUCUACACUUUUCAUUUCUUCUGUUGCUCUCUUGACUUAACGUGAAAACAGGGUAUAUUUGAACAAACUGACUGUCCCAGGCAGGGGCUGCUGCAGGACCUGUAUGCCUUGCUCAGCCUCCUGACAGGACACUUUUGUUGCACUUAGAGUUUACAUUUUAAUGGAUAUAAAAACAACUGUGAGAGAUGUCUGGGCCUGCAGAAGGCCGCAUCGCUCAAAAAAGCGUGUGUUCUAGUGAACAUUUUCAUAUAUAUUUAUUGGUUAUAGCCUGUUAAAAUAUUUUCUUUUUUGUAUUAUUUAUCCCCCUACAUUAUGUAUUUAUAUGAGGGAAAAAAUGAAAAAAUUGUACUUUUUUAGUAUUUACUUGUUAUAAAGGACAUUGUGUUUCCUGUCAUGUAAAACCAGCUAUUUUAGUUAUUAUUGUACUCUAGAAAAGAGCUGUAGAUUUAUGUUAAACUCGUACUUAUGAACAAUUGUAAUUAGUUCUAAAAGGCAUGAACUCAGCUCCUAAUCGUCGCUGUAUAGUCCUGAAUUUGUAGAACUAGAGUUAAUUCCCUCUUGGAACUUUCUUUGUUCUUCAGUAGUUACUUUUUUCCUUACCUAAAAGGGUUGUCUGUCAAACAAUUCUUGAAUAAACUUUGUGUUAUCAAUUUUA
Messenger RNA from Saimiri boliviensis boliviensis (Bolivian squirrel monkey), 4728 nucleotides. RefSeq names its product homeobox B3 (gene HOXB3). NCBI's taxonomy places the organism in Eukaryota, Metazoa, Chordata, Mammalia, Primates, Cebidae. The record is from RefSeq and is a predicted model, not a curated record. Gene Ontology annotation, biological process: regulation of transcription by RNA polymerase II; anterior/posterior pattern specification; embryonic skeletal system morphogenesis. Gene Ontology annotation, molecular function: RNA polymerase II cis-regulatory region sequence-specific DNA binding; DNA-binding transcription factor activity, RNA polymerase II-specific. Gene Ontology annotation, cellular component: nucleus.